GCUACUGCCGGAACUUUAGUUACAAUUAGGUUAAGUAGUUAUUUACAAAUAAAGCAGUAGUAUCAAUGUUAGUAGUAGUUUUACUUUGACAUUAUUCUUUAUGUAUAAUUCUAUCGUGUUCAACUGUUCAUAUUAUAUUGCAGGAUAAAAUCCCAAUUGAAGAAGUUUUCAAGCAGUUGAAAUGCAGCAGAAAAGGUUUAUCUGGAGCAGAAGGACAAAAAAGACUCAAGAUCUUUGGUCCCAACAAGCUCGAGAAGAAGGAGGUAAAAAGAAAACUUUCAUAUAAGUUUUGUGUGGCUUAAGCAAUAAUUAAAGUCGCUAACUAUAUUUUGGUGGUUUCCAAUUAACAACAGGAAAACAAGUUCUUCAGUUUAUUGUUUAACCCUAUAUAUUGGGUCAUGGUAGGGACUGCAAUCAUGGCUAUUGCGUUGGCUAACGGAGAUGGAAGGCCACCGGGUUGGCAAAUAUUUAUCGGUAUUGUAUUUCUUUUAAUGUUGAACACAGUACUUACAGUACUUAGCUAUCUCAUAAUAGAAGACAAUGCCGGAAAUGCUGUUGCUGCUCUUUCUCCGAAAACAAAGGUCUUCUUUAUAAACUCCCUUCAUUCUUCUCUUUGCUUCAUUGUUCUUAUACUCGACAUAUCUCGAUUUGAUUGUUUGUUUGCGUUUAUAUUUCGCGUAUACUAGGUAAUGGCAUGCGCAAUACGCGGGUGGUUUAGUUAUGUUGUCUAUGAAAUGAGUAGAUUUUUAGUACCCUACUUGUUUUCAUAUAGUGUCUUGGUGUUAAAAAGAAUCUAGCGGUCCACAAUUGGAAGAGGAGGACCAUAAGUAAACGAUAGAAAUAGAAGUUUCACAAUGUAUAUUUUUGCUUUUGUUGUCAAGGUUCUAAGAGAUGGAAAAUGGUCAGAGCAAGAAGCUUCAAUUCUUGUUCCUGGAGAUAUCGUGAGCAUCAAGCUUGGUGAUAUCAUUCCUUGUGAUGCACGUCUUCUCGAAGGCGAUGAUUUAAAAGUUGAUCAAUCUGCUCUAACCGGAGAAUCCCUUCCCGCGACAAAAGGUCCAGGAGAAGAAGUUUACUUCGGUUCUACCUGCAAGCAAGGUGAGAUGGAAGCAGUUGUUAUCACCACUGGAGUCCACACGAUUUUUGGUAAAGCGGUUGUCGACAGUACACCAAACCAAGUUGGACAUUUCCAGAAAGUUGUAUCAGCAGUUGGAAGCUUCUGCAUAAUUUCCAUAGCCAUCGGUAUUUUGAUCGAGCUCGUUGUGAUGUACCUGAUCCAGCGCAGAAACUUCAGAGACGGAAUCGACAAUCUUCUGGUUCUUUUGAUUGGUGGGAUCCCCCCUUGCAAUGCCUACUGUGCUCUCUCUGACAAUGGCUGUUUGGUCUCGUAGGUUGUAUCACCAAGGACUUAUCACGAAACGAAUGACCGCCAUUGAGGAGAUGGCCAGUAUGGAUGUGCUGUGCACCGAUAAAACCGGGACUUUGACCCUCAACAAGCUUAGUGUUGAAAAGAAAUUGAUUGAGGUUUAUGCUAAAGGCGUUAAGAAAGAACAAGUUUUGCUUCUCGCUGCGAGAGCUUCAAGAACAGAGAAUCAAGAUGCUAUUGAUACCGCUAUGGUUGGAAUGCUUGCUGAUCCAAAAGAGGUAUGUAUAAUAAAUUUUAAAACUCUGUUUUUCCUCUGUUUUCGUUCUUGAAGAAAAUGUAAUCUUUUUCUCAUUGUCAGGCAAGAGCUAGAAUUAUAGAAAUUCAAUUCUUACCAUUCAAUCCAGUUGAUAAGCGAACGGGUUUAACUUAUAUCGAUGACAACGGAAAUUGGCAUCGAGUUAGCAAAGGAGCUCCAGAGCAGGUAACUAAAACUAAUUCUGUUUUACAUUUUAGUACAUUAUACUGUUUCUAUUUAAUGACUAAACCGUAAAAACGGAUUCUUUGAUGAUUCAGAUUCUUGAUCUUUGCAACGCAAGAGCUGAUCUGAGGAAGAGAGUCCGCUCUGCAACCGAUAAGUACGCUGUGCGUGGACUCGGGUCAUUAGCUGUUGCAAGACAGGUGAGGAAAAUGUUACAUCUUUUGUGUUUUUUUUUGUGCAAAGGAAA
Molecule: messenger RNA, 2088 nt
Organism: Arabidopsis lyrata subsp. lyrata
Lineage: Eukaryota; Viridiplantae; Streptophyta; Magnoliopsida; Brassicales; Brassicaceae
Product: ATPase 3, plasma membrane-type-like
Exons: 1
Coding region: 855-1388 (177 amino acids)
Biological process (GO): proton transmembrane transport; regulation of intracellular pH
Cellular component (GO): plasma membrane
Molecular function (GO): P-type proton-exporting transporter activity
Source: RefSeq, a predicted model, not a curated record